GGACACAAAACCGGUGUUUUGGGUUGAAGACUUGAAGUACCUAUGCUGAGAGCGACAAUGGCUAGCGGCGGUAGCAGCAACGGGGACAUCCUCAUGCUUGAGGCGGCACCGGAGGCCGCUCGGCCAUGGGCGAGCACAUCGAAUGCUGAGAUAGUGGACGCAUUACCCUACAUUGAUGACGAUUAUGGGAAUCCAAAGGUAAAGGAGGAGGUCGAUCGAUUGAUCGAGGAAGAGAUGCGCAGGAGUACCAAGAAGCCUGCCGACUUUCUCAAAGAUUUGCCUCCCUUACCCAAGUUCAAUUUCGAGAAUCACCCCAUGAUCGCCAAAGAGUAUGAGCGUGUGAGAGCUGGAAGGCCUCCUGUGACACUUGAUUUUUCCUCACGAUAUCAAAUAGAACCGCCGCCAAUGAGUAAGAGAAAUGAUGAAAGUGGUUGGAAACAGUCACUUCAGAGAGCUCAACGCUCAUUACAACAUCAAGUCACUAGGCUGGAGAAUCUGGACCUUAUGUUGAAAUAUGGCCCAGAUGUCUGGAGACAGAACAACCAACGAUUGGAAGCACUCUUAUCCAGAAUGCAAAAAUUAGCUCAGGAACAGAAUGAAAAAAUUGAAACUGUAAACCGUGAAAGAAAAUUUCAUCAGCAAAAUACUGCAUACGAGCUAAAUACUCUGUCCACACAAUGGAAGGAGCUUUGCCCGAAAAACAUAGAAAUUCAAGCUGCAUGUGCUCAAAUUGAAGGCCAUUUAGAGGAGCUGAAGAGGGAAGCUUCUGAAAGAGGCUGGAAUCUGGAAGCUGAAUUAGGGAAUGGUGCUUUAUUGCAUUCAGGAUAGCAAGGCUCUUUCUAGAAGAAACAAUUGAGUUGAAGUGCAUAUAGGAAGCCAAUAGAUCAUUGGCACGGAACCUUUUUGUUUGAUUACAGACUAACUCAUCUGCUGCUGCCCCUUCGAUGGAUAAUCAAGUGAUUUUCUAGCAGCAUCUGCUUGUUCAUUGUACACUCCCAAAGUGAUGUUUACUGCAUGCUCUUGUAUUACUGAGAAAUGUAUCAGGCUGAUUGUUGCAUCUUCCAACCUAUUUUUCCUUUUGGUAUAAUGGUAUCGAGAAAAGAAAAAAAUUAAAACAUUUUAGUAUUUAAAAUAUCAAAAUUACUUGUGAAAUUGUUUAAAUGUGCUAAAACGAUAUUUUUGCAUAUUGAUUUAUUAAGGGUAUUAAAAAAUUUUUAUUACU
Molecule: messenger RNA, 1222 nt
Organism: Rubroshorea leprosula
Lineage: Eukaryota; Viridiplantae; Streptophyta; Magnoliopsida; Malvales; Dipterocarpaceae
Source: the annotation of a GenBank genome assembly